AUUUCUUUCUGUAUUAGCCCUGCAACCUACACAAAAGAUGGAAUCGAUCCCAACCAUUGUAGAGGUAUCAAGCCCUAAUACGUAUGAUCUUCUCAAGUCCAUUACGGGAUUGAAAGUUACGUCCAAAUUAUUUGUUCAAUGCUCACGUCAAAAGGACCUGAUAAAGAUCUACAGGCACCUACUAAAUUACUCAAAAAAUGUAUUUAAUCUUUGCAGCUUCCCCAAUCUAGUUGGGACGAAGUAUAGACAAUUAAGACUGGGGUUCCAGGAGGUUGUGGUCUAUGGCCUUUUACGAGAUGGGAAAGUAAAUUUCCACCCAAAUGAUAACGAAGAGCUCAUGGAAACCGACAAACUAUUGUUUAUCGCACCUCUCAAUUGGAAAAAGAAGCAACUAUUAUAUACAGACAGCAAACUUGAGAACAUUACAGUUGCGACUGAUACUCGGAAGCAAGUGUUUGAGAAAAAAAGAUCAAGGCUAGCGAAGAUUAUAAUGCGUCCUCGUAAGUCCUUAUCAAAGGGAUCAGAUUCUGUCAAAGGACCCACAGAAUCUAUACUUUUACUUGGUUGGCGUGGAGACGUUGUGCAAAUGAUCGAGGAGUUUGAUAACUAUCUUGGUCCAGACAGUUCAAUGGAAAUAUUAUCGGAUGUACCGUUAGAGGACAGAAGAAGAGUGGGCGAUAGUAUGGGUUCAGUGAAAAUCAAGAACAUCCAAGUUUCACAUAAGGUUGGGAAUCCUCUGAAUUAUGAUACAUUAAAGCAAACUAUAAUCCGUAUGAAAAGUAAAUAUAGAAAAGGCAAAAAUAUUCCUUUGACCAUCCUUGUCAUAUCGGAUCGAGACUGGCUUCUUGGAGAUCCAUCUAGAGCAGACAAACAAUCCGCUUACUCUCUUCUCCUCGCUGAAAGCAUCUGCAACAAGCUUGGAGUAAAGGUACAUAAUCUAGCCUCUGAAAUCGUCGACUCAAAACUCGGCAAGCAGAUAACAGGACUCAAGUCGUCCCUUACUUUCAUAGCAGCAGAGGAAGUUAUGAGCCUUGUAACAUUACAAGUUAGGGACAUUGAGCUGUACAUGAAAGAGGGCGAGAACCCUUCAUUCACUGAGCUUUCAGAGCGAGCUUGGUUAAGGAGAGAAGUCGCCAUAGGCUACAUAAAAGGCGGUAAAAAGAUAAUCAAUCCGGUUCCAAAGACAGAACCUCUCUCCCUUGAAAUGAAUGACUCAUUGAUUGUUAUAUCAGAGCUUGAAGGAGACCAACCCAUCACACCAUGAAAAUAUAUACAAUCUCAUAUA
This is a messenger RNA of Arabidopsis arenosa, 1285 nucleotides long. Lineage: Eukaryota; Viridiplantae; Streptophyta; Magnoliopsida; Brassicales; Brassicaceae. The record is from the annotation of a GenBank genome assembly.